AUGCCUCAUAUAUCAAAAAGACGAAACCAAAUAAAUAAUUUAUCUAGAAAAAAGGGUCACUUCAUAACCCAAGAUGAAACACAAGAAGUUACUGAAGUGCAAAAUGAAUCUACAUUAAGAAUGGGCAAGGAAGAUGAAAUUGGCACCCUAUCAGUAAAAAGAGUAUAUUUCAAAGAUUCAAGAACUACGAUCUGGAGUAAUAUGUUAUUCGAUACUGAAGCAUCAAUUAACAUGUUACUUGAUGCAGAAGUAUCAAGUAACAUGUUACUUAAUACUGAAGCAUCAAGUAACAUUUUACUUGAUACUAAAGCAUCAAGUAACAUGCUACUUGAUGCAGAAGCAUCGAGUAACAUGUUGCCCAAUGAUGAAGCAUCAAAUGACACAUUACUUGAUGCUAAAGCAUCAAGUAAUAUAUCAUUAUUACAAUCAUCCCAUAAGACUCUACAAAGCCCUUCAUCACCUACUGAUACUGCUUCAAUCCUAUGUAUACGUUUAGAUGAUAUUAAUAAACAAUGUCAGAUAAAAAAAUUAUCAAAAAGCAGACACACAAAGGAUAUAAUCUCUAAGAAAACAUGUCAUACUUAUAUGUAUGCAUUAGGAUAUAAGUAUGAUGAAAGAAAAAAGGGUGUGUAUUAUGAUGGACACGAAUGGCUAGAUGUGGUAAUAGUGGAGCCUGAGCUUGAAUAUGGUAAAAAGGAGUCAGUACAAGUGAUACAUGAUGAAUAUCACUUUUAUGCAAAUGAUGGGCAACAUAAAAUUUGGACCAGAAAGGAUGAGGAUGUUCUGUGUUCAAAACAUAUAGGAUAUUCCAUAAUGGUUUCUGCUUUCGUAUACCCAUGGCAUGGAUUGUUACAGUUGUCAAAAGAGCAGUUCUUGGCUAAUCCACAUAUCAAGUAUAGAGAUGCUUUUGUUGACUGCUUUGUACAAGAAGAUGGAUAUUGGAAAUCAGAGCAUAUUAAAAAUGAGUUAGAAGAUUUGGACUGCUAUGCAUGGAAAAUUAUAUUAUUACAACCAGAUUUCUGUGAACAACUUUCAUUAUUGGAAGAAGCAAUUGCUAAAAAGGGUUAUAUUUUCGAACAAUAUCCGAAGUUCCAUUGUGAAUGUAACUUCAUUGAACAGUAUUGGGGCUUUGUAAAAUAG
Messenger RNA from Dentiscutata heterogama, 1140 nucleotides. The record is from the annotation of a GenBank genome assembly. Lineage: Eukaryota; Fungi; Glomeromycota; Glomeromycetes; Diversisporales; Gigasporaceae.